GCCUUCUGUUUGGAUCCGGAGGUGGAACGGAUGCGUUGUGCCUUUGUGGGCAAGUGAGCCCUUCCUCAGGUCUGAAAUGGAGGCAGCACCUUCCCGAGCCCUCCUCUGUAAGGAGGCCAAUGAGGUGCUAUGAGCAGGAAAACACCGGAUGAUUAGUGGAGGUCACAGCUUGCAAAACAGCUGCUGCCUUCCUGCUGUCUCAACCUGACCUUCGGGAAGUCACUCCUAAGUUUGGAGAGGAAACUUUACCUCACAGCUUUUGAGCUGUUCUGAAAGCCAAAGUUGUUACUCUAGCGCUGGUUUUGUGGCUUGCUGUAAUCUCUGCAUGAGCCGCAGGCACAAAUUACCUUUACUCACCCCACUUCAGCUCCUAGUACUGUCUGCUGCCACUUUCAGAGACAGUGGCAGCUACAGAUCAGAGGACAGCUAGAUCUCUGUGUUCGUGGUUUCCAACCCAACAAACGUGUUGGGCUGCCCGUUGUUCUCCAGCCAAACCUGCAUGUCACCAGACUGCUCCCAUCUAUGGGACUCCUGCACAGAGCCUGAGGGUGUCACGGGUGCUGCCUGCCUGUUGGUUGGGCGCUGCCCUUGGUCAAUAGGAUCUGCUUGGCCAGGCAGCCUGCUGAAGGACCUUCUGGCCUGAGGAUAUUUGGCUUUCUUUCCCUCUUGCUUUUGUGCUUUUCGUGGAAGCCUCAGGUUACUAUAUGCAUUCUUCAUGUGAUGUAGGGACCUGUAAACAACCGGAAAAUGGUUCUGCUGCCAGUGUAGGCUCCUGAGGGAGGACAGGAGUGAGACUGCAUCAACAUGUCUCUCUAUCCUUCCUUGGAAGAUCUGAAGGUGGACAAAGUUAUUCAGGCUCAGACUGCCUUCUCUUCAAAUCCAGCUAAUCCAGCAAUCUUGUCUGAAGCUUCUGCUCCUAUCCCUCACGAUGGAGGCUUGUACCCCAGAUUAUAUCCAGAACUUUCUCAGUAUAUGGGUCUGAGCCUCAAUGAAGAAGAGGUGCAGAGAAACUUGCCAGUUGCUCAGCCACAAGGUCAACUGGUAUCACGACCUCCUGCUAAUUAUAUGGUAGCUCCAGUGACUGGAAAUGAUAUUGGAGUUCGCCGAGCAGAAAUUAAGCAGGGCAUCCGUGAAACGAUUUUGUGUAAAGAUCAAGACGGAAAAAUUGGACUUCGCCUGAAGUCUGUUGACAACGGAAUAUUUGUUCAAUUAGUCCAAGCAAACUCUCCAGCGUCUCUAGCUGGCCUGCGGUUUGGGGACCAAGUUCUGCAGAUCAAUGGUGAAAACUGUGCAGGGUGGAGUUCUGAUAAAGCACACAAAGUUCUGAAACAGGCUUCCGGGGAGAGGAUUUCAAUGAUCAUUCGGGACAGGCCUUUUGAACGUAUUAUUACUAUGCAUAAGGACAGCACAGGGCAUGUUGGUUUCAUAUUCAAGAAUGGAAAAAUAACCUCGAUAGUGAAAGACAGCUCUGCUGCAAGAAAUGGACUUCUUACAGAGCACAACAUUUGUGAAAUUAAUGGCCAGAAUGUAAUUGGAUUGAAGGACCCUCAGAUUGCAGACAUCUUGGCAACAGCUGGGAAUGUAGUGACAAUUACCAUCAUGCCUUCAAGUAUUUAUGAGUAUAUAAUAAAGAGGAUGGCAACAAGCAUCAUGAAAAGCCUCAUGGAUCACUCUGUUCCUGAAGUCUAAACCUCUCUCUUGCAUGUGUGUGUACAUGUAUAAUGAGAAUUCCGCUCAACUUGGCCUAUCAUACUCAGUGAUUUCUUUCUUCUGCACAUGAGCCUUUCUGGAGGCCAGGAGAAGUUAUGCUGUGUCAAGCACUUGCAUCUGUCAUGGCUGGCAAUGUUACAGUUCAACAUAUCUCGUUUAUCUGCAAACUGUAAAACUUGUAGCCUUAUAUGCUUGACAAACGUGAAAUUCCAAUUAUGUUAGGACUUCUUUUCAUAGGUCUCUUCCUUAGUUUACUACGAUGAUAAGCCAUGCAACUGAAGGAACCAGAUGUAACUUGCAAAGUUAAGUGUUGUUAACUAGGGCAAUGCUGUGCUUUGUACAUUUAAGAGAAAAACCAAGUAUUUUUACUGCUUUCUGUUUGCAAGAGUAGAUUUGAGAUAGCACGUUAGAAGUAUGGCUAGUAGUAGCUUAUUUUUUGUUCCAGUAAAUACUGUUUACACAAGAAUGCCAGCUAGGCUGAGUAUAGCUGAAGGCAUCACUCGCUAAGUAUAAUGAAAAGUAGUGUACAGAUAAUCAAAUCUUUUUAUUACUUGUUAUACAAAUUGUAACUAAUAUGCUUAUCUCUCGCCUUAACCAAGUUCUUAAGGAUUCAGAAGUAACGACAAUAAACGACUGAAACUUUA
Molecule: messenger RNA, 2354 nt
Organism: Gallus gallus (chicken)
Lineage: Eukaryota; Metazoa; Chordata; Aves; Galliformes; Phasianidae
Gene: SDCBP
Product: syndecan binding protein
Exons: 9
Coding region: 805-1689 (294 amino acids)
Biological process (GO): positive regulation of transforming growth factor beta receptor signaling pathway
Cellular component (GO): cytoplasm; plasma membrane
Molecular function (GO): syndecan binding
Source: RefSeq, a predicted model, not a curated record